AUUCUCCUUUGCAAGCUACUAAGCCCAUUAGGUGUGUCAUGUACUCGUAGAAAGCAGAAGUCCAUCAGCUGAUCAGCCUUCAGUAGCUGCACCUUCAAACAUAAGCGCUUGAGAGAGAGAGAGAGAGAGAAAGAGAGAGAGCUGACAAGCUGUACAGGACAGGAGCACAGGAACCAAGACUGACUCCACUCUGUCAUUAAAUUCUCAAAAUGGCUUUUAAAUCUCUGUCAUUCUUCUUAGCUAACGUGAAUGAGAAGUAAAAGAGCGGAAACAAACAGUGCUGAUUCACCGAAGAGCCACGAGCCUUCCGCUUUACCGUACCGUUAUUCAAGAGAGCUUAUCAGUGUUGGCUGGACCUUGCCCUCGCUCAGGUCUAUAAGACAUCAGGAAGCAGCAGUUCUCACUCCUUUUCCUAGAGGCCUUACCUGUUCACCUCCUGCUGUAUGUCACUUCAAGACGGCUAACUUGGACUUAAUCUGACUUUCAUAAAACAUUUGAAUUUUAUAAAAUUGACUGACAGCAAGUAGGUCCAGUCAGCAUCUCAGUCAUCCACCAUUCUACUAAUCUCAUGACAAAAUGGCCACCUAUAGUCCUGCCUCGACACAAGAAUCUUCCCCAGAGGUAACCAGUGGUAACCUGAAGGGAAGUGGUUCUCAGGAGUCAAUGAAACUAAAGAAAGAGAUCUCCCUGAUCAAUGGUGUCUGCCUAAUUGUGGGGAACAUGAUUGGUUCGGGCAUCUUCGUCUCACCUAAGGGUGUGCUGAUUUAUAGCGCUUCCUAUGGCUUAUCAUUGGUAGUGUGGACUAUUGGUGGAAUUUUCUCAGUGUUUGGGGCUCUGUGUUAUGCUGAGCUGGGAACCACUAUUACCAAGUCUGGAGCCAGUUAUGCCUACAUCCUGGAGGCCUUUGGAGGUUUCAUGGCCUUCAUUCGUCUUUGGACAUCUCUCCUCAUCAUCGAGCCCACCAGCCAGGCUGUGAUAGCUAUUACUUUUUCUAACUACAUGGUGCAGCCGAUCUUCCCUACAUGUAUUGCACCUUACGUGGCCAAUCGCUUGUUAGCUGCAGCCUGCAUAUGUUUGCUGACCUUUGUGAACUGUGCCUAUGUGAAGUGGGGGACUCGUGUACAGGACUUUUUCACCUAUGCUAAAGUCAUCGCUCUCAUUGCUGUUAUCAUCACAGGCCUUGUCAAGAUAUUCCAGGGUUACACACAGAAUUUCGAGGGGUUGUUUGAAGGCUCGACCCAGGACCCUGGUGAUGUGGCUCUAGCGCUGUACUCAGCUCUGUUCUCUUACUCGGGCUGGGACACCCUCAACUUCGUCACUGAGGAGAUCAAAAACCCUGAGAGGAACCUGCCACUGGCCAUUGCCAUCUCCAUGCCCAUCGUCACUGUGAUCUAUAUCUUGACCAAUGUGGCCUACUAUACUGUUCUGCCAAUCCCUGCUAUUCUGGACAGUGAUGCUGUAGCUGUGACAUUUGCAGAUCGAGUAUUUGGGAUAUUUAACUGGACAAUCCCGCUCGCUGUCGCAUUGUCCUGCUUUGGAGGAUUAAAUGCGUCUAUCUUGGCUGCCUCAAGGCUGUUCUUCGUGGGCUCCAGAGAGGGCCACCUGCCUGACUACCUGUGCAUGAUUCACGUUAGCCGUUUCACCCCUAUCCCUGCCCUGCUCUUCAAUGGUGCCAUGGCUCUGGUGUACUUGUGUGUGGAGGACAUCUUUAAGCUGAUCAACUACUACAGCUUCAGCUACUGGUUCUUCGUUGGUCUAUCCAUCCUGGGUCAGCUGUACCUGCGCUGGAAACAGCCAGACAGACCACGCCCACUGAAGCUCAGUAUUAUCUACCCAAUUAUUUUCUGCCUUUGCACCAUCUUCCUUGUGGUGGUCCCAAUCUAUAGUGACACCAUCAACUCUUUGAUUGGCAUCGCAAUCGCCCUAUCAGGCGUCCCCGUAUACUUUCUGUGCUGCUAUACACCAGCCUCCCGUAGACCACUGUGGCUUCGCAAAUUUAUUGCAUCAUCCGGCUUGCUGAUUCAGAAGGUUUGCUUUUGUGUGCUUACUGAGAUGGACACUGAUGAAGGAAAAAUGCAGUAGAAUGGGACUGAUAAACAUGGUUAUAUGGUACAGAGAUUUCCCCAUGAUGUGGUUAGAAUGAUUGACAAGUAACACCCAGUAGGUCAUUUGAUUGAGGUAACAAGCUCUUUGGGUACUGUUUUAUGCAGAUACCUGAAAGACCAUUCUUAAAAACAUACACAUUCCUUGUGGGAAAAAUAAAUGUUCAUUUCCUAUUGCAAA
Molecule: messenger RNA, 2283 nt
Organism: Pangasianodon hypophthalmus (striped catfish)
Lineage: Eukaryota; Metazoa; Chordata; Actinopteri; Siluriformes; Pangasiidae
Gene: slc7a7
Product: solute carrier family 7 member 7
Exons: 11
Coding region: 577-2082 (501 amino acids)
Biological process (GO): amino acid transmembrane transport
Cellular component (GO): membrane
Molecular function (GO): L-amino acid transmembrane transporter activity; basic amino acid transmembrane transporter activity
Source: RefSeq, a predicted model, not a curated record